Lepisosteus oculatus (spotted gar) is the source of this 8472-nucleotide messenger RNA. The record is from RefSeq and is a predicted model, not a curated record. NCBI's taxonomy places the organism in Eukaryota, Metazoa, Chordata, Actinopteri, Semionotiformes, Lepisosteidae.
GCAGGCACUGGAGAUUCAUGUGUGUGUGAGGCAGUUAGCAAGCCUCUUUUCUUAUUCAGUGGUCACUGAGAAGCGUGGGGGAGGGAAAACGGUGAGAGAAGGGGUAGUGAGGAAAAAAAAAACCAACAUAAAGUACAGUCGUACACAAAAUUACCAAGCAGUAGUCAGGAACUCGAGGAAUUAAUCGUGAAGUGCGUGCAAGUCGUGGAUGUGGAAAUCUCAUAUGAAUUCAUUCAUUACUGGGAUUCGCCGCAGCUGAAAGCCACACAUCGUAUCACUGAGUUGUUGUUUCCACAACAGUGCUGGCAGCCUGCUUGGAAGAAAAGGUACUGGAGGGUGUAGCAGUGAGGAAUUGAGGGAGGUGAUGGGUUCCAGGCCCGCUCUGUGGUUUGAGACCUGCUUUGGGCCUCAUUGUACAAUCAGCGGAUAGCUGUCUCCAUUCCCACCGCUGAGGUAAUCAGUUAUCAUUUAGCACUCAUUCGUGCCGAGUGCUAAUUGGAUUUCAAGGAGGGUCAUUGCUUCAGUGCAUCUGCUCAGCUGAGUAACCACCCGUGGGUGUGUUCUGCAGUGAUGUCAGCAAAACCCUGGGGACGUCCUUCUCUAAAAUGUAGUGUUGUGUGCCCCGUGUGAACGUGAACGCAGAACUGCACACUACACUGGUCACAGCAGCCAGAAGAGAGAAGCAAAGCGAAACAGGGCAGAGUGACGGAGAAGACUGGGGGAGAUAAGUUGUUAAUUAAUGACCAGGGCUCUGUGAGAUUUCUCCUCUGAGGCUGCCCGCUGGUUAAUGUGUUCUUGCUUCCUUCGUGCUAGUCUGUAAAAAAAAAAAGGAAUACAAAAACUAGUGCUGAAUUAAACUUACAAGGGUUAAAAGCCUGAACCCACUACAGCUUUGGACUUGUGCAGUUAGAUCCUGCCUGGAUAAGCACCAUGUGUCAUGUGAUUGUAACUUGUCGCUCCAUGCUGUGGACUCUGCUGAGCAUUGUGGUGGCCUUUGCAGAGCUCAUUGCCUUCAUGAGCGCAGACUGGCUUGUUGGACACCCCAGAAACUUGGAGACUAAGCCCCACAAUACUGCAGAGCCCUACCGUCCUACCCUGGGCAUCUACGGGCGCUGCGUCAAAGUGGUGAACUUCAAGAGGGAGAUGCUGUGUGGCCCGUACGCUGAUCACUUCGGAGAGAUUGCCAGCGGGUUCUGGCAAGCCACUGCGAUUUUCUUGGCAGCGGGGAUCCUGCUGCUUUGUGCUGUGGCUUUCAUUUCUGUUUUUACCAUGUGCUUUCAGAGCAUCAUGAAGAAAAGCAUUUUCAAUGUCUGUGGAUUACUACAGGGAAUUGCAGGUCUCUUCCUGAUUCUAGGCCUGAUGCUGUACCCAGCUGGCUGGGGGUCCGACAAGGUGCUGAACUACUGCGGGACAGAGGCCUCCCCCUACAAGGUGGGACAAUGCUCCCUGGGCUGGGCCUUUUACACAGCCAUAGGUGGCACCGUGCUGACCUUCAUCUGCGCAGUGUUCUCCGCUCAGGCCGAAAUCGCCACCUCCAGUGACAAAGUGCAGGAGGAGAUUGAAGAAGGCAAGAACCUCAUCUGCUUGCUGUAAAACCCCUGGAGGAAACUGGCCUUCUUCCUACCGCUGUUGAGAAUGCAGGCCUUAGUGGCCUCCUUUCUCUAUAAAAGGGAUCAAGACAUUGUUUACCACUAGGACUAACAUCCUAACUUUUUGUUUGUCUUUUUCUUUGUUGUCCUUUUGUUUGCAUCCUGUGUCAUGCUUCUGCAUUAUUUUUUUAACACCAUCCAAAACGGUGGUGUUCAGUUUAUGGUGCCAAUGUAAGCUAUCAUGACAUGGAAUGAAUUGUAAAUAAUUGUAUAUAAUGUACAGAUCUUAUUACUUUAAAGACUUUUGGUUUAUUUUACGAUUGAUUGUUUUCGGUCCCUACAAACCAGCUUAUCUGUGCAAAUUAAACAAAAAACGGUGAAUGCCUUUCUUUCCAGAACAUUUGCCUUGCUGAAAUCGUGGUAUAAGGAAACCACUACUAAAACUAUAAGCCUCAUUAUAUCCAAAGUGCCCAUCAUUCAGCUACACUGUGUUUAACGUUCCCUGCAAUGUUACAGAAGGAAAAUAAGAAAAAGAUGUUUCUUUAUUCUGUGAUGGGAAUAUGCCUUUGAUGCCUUGCAGUGGUUCCAGUUUAUAAGUUGUGAAAGAAUCUGUAAGUUACUAAAUAUUUGCGUUUUCCAGUGUGCAAGAAACUGCCUUUUGACCCCAAAGCCAUGAAAGCUAGAUCUGAGAAAUGAGCUGUGGUAUAAAUGGACAAUUUCCCUUCAUGCCAUUCCUUGGCCUGCAGUUUGCUCACGCUUGUAGUUUUAUGAAUAUAAAAAGGCUUUGCUCACGUUCCAAAUCAUGUGAAAAUGUACUGUUUUGGGGAGAACUAUAUGUCUAAGGCAUAAAGGACAAUAGGGGGCAGUAGUGCCAAUUACUACUUUGCAGUGCCUCUGUCCUCAUAUUGUUAAAGGAUUGAAUAUCUUUUCCACAUGUCAUUGCUGCCAAAUUAUGAAGAAACAAAGAAAAUCUUUUGUGCCUAUUAUAAACCCCCCCAGUUGUUGGACACCUUCUCACCGGCUGCAGAAGUUGUUCCAGUGGAGUUUCCGUGAAGAGAUGGUGCCAGGCUCAAGCUCCCCUUACACAGAACUGAUUUUCCAUCGUUAACCACAGGCAGCGACCAGAGAUUUUAGUGCCGUCAGUUUCGAGAAGAUCACUUGCCAAGAACAAUCAUGUUUUCCCAGAGAAAACACCUCUUUCCUGUAGCAUUGUCUCGCGUCCAUCAGGCCAAGCUCCUGUGUUAUCAAUGAGUGGUUUAUCAGUCUGUAUGUAACACUUUUUUCCUGCUUUGCAUAAGCUAAAAUUAUGGAAUGUGGGGGUGGGAGUAUCAUGGGCUGUGCUCAGUGUCUAGGCUGACUUUUGUCAGGGGAAAGGGAGAUUGGUGAAAUAUAUCAUGGCCAUGUCUGCUUUUAAUGUUUUGGUGAAAAAAAAACAGCUCUCAGCAUUUUUUUCAUGUCAAUGUGGGAAAACAAUUAUAUAAAACUUGCUCUCUGUGCACCAUGUCCUGGGGGCAAUAUUAUAGAGGCAUGCAAGCCAGCGAGUUUCCAUUCUAUAGCAACAGCAGACUUGUGAAUCUGUCUUAUUUUUCAGGUUGCUCACAAUUUCUGCCAGAUCAGACUGUCCGUCUUACUUUAUAUGAGUGAGGAAACUUCACGUAGCUCACUUCACCUUUCAAAAGCAAUCAGUCACAUCCAGAGUGUGAGCCAGAGCACUGCCAAAUUGCUUGUAUGGCUUGCUGUACCAGGACUUAGUAGAUCUGGCCCAUACUGUCUGUACUUGUUCCAGAAAACCAAGCAAUUAGUUCCAGACAAAUGAAACUGUUCUGUUUAGGUUACAGUUUUUUUGGCGUUUUUUUUUCUCUCACUUAAUGUAUUUGGAUAAAGUAAGUUGUUUGCACUUUAGUUUACUGGACAAGAAUAGCCCAGUUUUUUACAUAUUGUCAACACUCUUUGACAUAAACUGUUGAGCCAUUGUAGGGACCUGCUUUGCAUAGCAGUUUGAUCCAUUCCAGGUUUUGCAAGCUGUAGGCCCUUGUACAUAUUGUACUGAUUAAGAAGCAAAAAACAAUGUAUUUUUAAAAUAUUUUAACUCCACAACUAUGCAAUUUUAAUAUAAAGUAACAGGGAAACAGUAUUCAGGAUCCAAUACUGGCUGGAGUUUAGAAGCACCAUGACAACCUGGAAAGGCUCAAACAGCUAUGCACUGUGAGUGCUACAUCCAACUUUGCAUUGCAUGGGAAAGCUUCUGUGAAAUGAAUUUGUGAUGUUUUUAAAUAUUAUUUAUUACAAGCAAAAAGUCCAAGCUUUUAGAGAUUAGUUUUUGUGACUUUUGGUAAAUAAGUUCCGCAUUUCCUACCAAACUACCAUUUUGGCCCUUCCAUCUGACGUAUUACUGACUGUUUUAGAAUGGAUGAGCUAGGAGAUGUUCUGCAUACUAUACUGAACAGUAUUUAAACCAUGGCAAAUGCUCUAGGCAAGAAAUUAAACACUUCAACGUGCCUCACAACUUCAAGCAUGAUGUCUAUGAGACAGGCACAGCUUUAACACUAAAAACAACUGGUGUUCUUCUUUCUGGGUUCUCUCUCCUAUUUGCUGAGGGGUGACUGUGAUUAAACUAGAAUAAAAGAAUGGAGGGAUACUGAAAGUAGUAGAGAAGUGACUUACUUUGACGUUGAGGUCAAUUGGUUCUGACUCCUGCCUUAGAGAGGCCCAAACAGACAGGGGAAGAAACAGGCACAGGGAGUGAAAAAUAGGCAGGGAAAAGACCAGCCAAAUGACCACAUCAACGAAGUGCCUCAGUCCAUCAGUGCAGUCCGCCUCUUUCUUGUAAAAGUAUUUCUGUUUUUUGUUUUUCUGUUCCGAGUAACACUUGUAAUGAAAAUCAUUGAUCUGACCUGUGGUGGCAAACUGUUUCAGACUCUUCAUUCGGAAUUGUGCCAAAGCAACAACAACAAACUGUGAAUAUGGAGUACAAAAUCUAUUACCAAAACCGCCCCCUGCAGGGGCAAUGCUGACUUACUGUCUGGAAGAACUUGAAAUCAUGUACUUUAAAUACUUUUAGAAACAAUAUUUGGUAUUCAUUAAAAAGAAGAAAUGGUUAGUAGUUCAUUUUGGCUCAUUCACCAGUUGUGCCACAACACAAAGGUCCUUCUUUUAGCUUGCUCAAAUGUUAGGGUCAUUUGUGUCUCAAAGCAAUAAAAAAUCUAGCUUAAUUGUAGGAUGCUAUAAUUCUGAGUUCUGUUAGUCUUAAGCCUACUAAAAUUAAAUGGCAAGUAAUGCCAACGUAUAUGUGGGUGAAGUAUUCUGCUUUUUAGUUUAUUUGGAAAUAGCUGCAGUAACCAGUAGCUUUGAUCUUCGACGGAAGAUCUAGAAUUAAAAAUAUUUAGGCUCUGUAUGAAAACUACCAAAUGAAAUAUAUGCAUUUCUUUACAGAUAUGUGUAUUAAGCAGAUCACUUUUAGAAAAGAAAUUCAAAUGACUCAUGAAGGUGUGUAUCAUAAUGUUAAAGACAGUCCUUAUUAUUCUGAAUGCACGUGCUUCCUUUCAAUGUCUUGCUGUGAUGAGGCCCUAGUGAACCUGUGUUGUAAUGCAAAGCUUUUUCAGAAGCACAUUAGUUCAAAUCAGGCUUUCCAAUGUGUUCAUUGUCUGUGGUUGAAUGUUUUUGUUCGAUUUUGUGUAAUGCAAGGUGCCAUAAUCUUUGUUGUAAUGUAACAGUUUUAAUAAUAUGUGUGUGAUCAGAGAUAUGUGCAAUAUCCUAUCUUAGUGCUUUCAGUUAAAGUGUGAGGAAGAAGGUCCUCGUGGAAGUUGUUUUGUUUUGAUACCAAGGGUUAAAAUGGAAGAUGUCUGGGCAAGAGGCGUGUUACAAAUUGAAACCUUAUUUGGUUUCAGGAAAAAACAACAUGCUAGGCCACACCAGCAAAGGUCCAGGAAAUGACAUCAUUUAAACUCAUUAUGGGUUUGAGGUCCCUGCCUUUCUUGUAUUACAAAUCAUAGUAGUCCCUUUAAACCAAGCAUUCUACUGGGUAGGUUUUUCUCUGCCUGUUCUUGAUACAGUAUAUAGAUAUAGUACAUUCAUUAGUAGGUCAGUCUGUUUUUUUGUUAUAUUAACAAAAGUUAACAAAAGGAAUGUGUUGAAGAUUUCAAGGGCAGAAGAGAGGUUUCAUUUGAAAAUUUCUCACAAUUAAGCAGUUAAAGAAACCCAUACUUGCUGCAUCCUGGGUUAAAAGAAGUUUGGCUUGACCUUGGCAACAAAAGCAGUUUUCACUGAGCCAAGACCAAGAGCCACUUGAUACACUUGAAAAAAGAAAAGACUGAAACAAGAGCAGACAGGCUUUUUUUUGAAGGGUUAAGGUAAUGGUGAUAAAUAAGCAUUCCAGCAAUGCCAGCUGCCUUUCAACUCUAGUUAGAAAACUGUUCCUUGUAUUACUGUGUGUAGCUGAGCUCCAGACAUUGUCAGUCAUGCCAUUCGGUGCCCUACAAUACCGUGUUUACUAUCCAGGAUAGUUUAAUGCUCCUUGCAGUGGAUCUUAAAGGUGAUUUACAAAGAUUAACUUGAUGUUUUAACUAGCAGAGGACACCCAAACUAACAGGUCUUUUUUCCACUCAACCCCCUCCAUAGAAUAAACUGCUGAUUCAGAAGACUGGGAACAGUUGUAAGUUAUUGACCAUUUAAGCAAAUAAUUUGUUUAGUUAUGGAAACUCGAAGUUUAAUACAUAUUCAAAUGUAUGUAUCAGCUUGACUUAGAAAUUGCUCAUUUAUCAAAUUAUAUGUUUAAGUGAUCUCAGAUUAUUCUGUCUUUAGAAAUUGAUUAUUUGAUACCUAUAAUUGGAUGAUUUGUGGCCCUGGAUGUGCAGUCUUUUACAUUCCCUGGUUAACCAAUUUUGCUUUCAGCAAAAAUCUGCAUCUCCUUGCUGCUCUCUUUAUAUAUUAUCCCUUCCUUUUCCAUUAUGUCCUUUAUCUCCAGGAAGAUGGUCAGAGCUAAAAACAAAGACUUACUCAAGCAGGCUUCUGUUAUAUGUUCUGUUUCUGUACAAUGCUGACACUACUCAAAUAUUGAUUUACUAAUCAGUUGAUCUGAAAUCUUUUUUUUCUAGGAAGUUUUUUUUUGGUUAUUGGAAAUAACCAUUCUUUGUGUUCAAUUGAAUAAUAUUUCAGUUGUCAGCUUUUUUUUUUUGUCAAGGGAAUUCGGCAGCAAUGUACAGAUGCAUGCAACAUUUCCAUAAUGCUAAAAAUGACUUCCGCUCAUUUGAAAGAAAUAAAUAUGGUCUUGUUUUAAAAAAUGUGUUCUUCGCAUCAUUUUGUUUCCAAUUCAAAUGAAGUAACAUGUUGAGAAUUAUGGUUAGUGUAUUGCUAGGAUGGGUUACAGGCUCAUGCUUUUAUUUAGGCUAGAACUGACAAUUGGUGAGGAUGAAGAUUUUCUACAUCUGAAAUCAACAUUUUUCGGGCCCUUUAGAGUAAAAAGGUUUUUAACUUUAAGCAGGCCCCUCUGGUCUGUCUGGGAAGGAUAAUGUGCUCGAGUAAUGUUUCAUCAGCUGGCAAAUUUUACUAAUUUGUACUCUGUGUGGUAAAUAACUUCAGCUCAAUUGUUUCUUUUAGUCAUAACUACAGCACAUUCAUUAAAUGUCCACUGUUUUUUAUUCUGAAGCCACAUUUUGACCACAGUAAUAGGACCAUAUUACUCAAAUUUAAUGUAUCCAUCCUUUUUAUUUUUCAGUAUCUGUCCAUUAAGCUUUUCAUAUUCUCAACUGUUUUAGAAGAAUAGCAUUUUGGGAUCUAUUAAGUGGUGAAGGUACUAGAGUUUUUUAACAUUACGAUUAAGCUAUGUGUGACUCUUAUUAUUAUUAGAUAACUUAAAUCUCCUCAACAUCAGAUGUAGCACUCAGUGGCAAUUGGCAUUGUUACGUGGUAACAACAGAGAAAAGAAAAAGCAUAAUGGAACUUGCAGUGAACACGAAGUAACAAUAACAUUUGCAUUUUCAAUCUUUAUGACAACAGACCAUUUAUUUUAACCAUAGUGGAAAAUCUCUGGCAAGAAAUGUUCAUAGUAAUUAUUAGGAAAUGUAUUUGGUGGUUGAAACUAGAGAUUGAGAACUUCAAGUAUUUAAAUGUGAAAUGUGCUGAUAACUAAAACUGUCAAAUAUAAAUAUCUUUCUUUCAGGCAAAGACCACACAGUAUAAAUAUAAUGCAGUUUGCAAAGAUCCACAUAUUUUUCUUGUGCAAGUUCUUACAUAAAAUGUUAGAUACUGAAGGGAGGUAGAUUAACGAAAAAAAUGAAUGUGGAAACAUUUAGGGUAUAAUGGUGGCACUGCUUCCUCAGAACUGAGGGGUCCUGGGUUUGAUUUUGGAGUGAGGUGCCUCUGUGUGGAGUUAACAUGUUCUCCCUGUAUGCUCUGGCUUUCUCCCAUAAUGGUACUUGACAUCACUACAUGUCACUGUGUGCUUGUAUGCGUGCCCUGCAAUGUGUACAUCCUGUUGAGAAUCUUGUCCUGUUUUCUGCUCAGUGCUUGUUAAUGAAAAGACUCUGGGUUGCUGCAGCCCUUGCCAGGGGUUAUAACCCCUUUCUGAUGAUUGAUUAACAGAUGUAGAUCUUGAGCUAGGUGUUAAAAAAAGAUAAGGGCAGUUAAAGCUAAAAUUCGUUCAACUGAAAACCCACCAAGAAUCCUACUGCUGCUUAAAUAAGUCUUCCAAUAUGUUUCCGAAUAGCUGUUAUGCUCACAAAACAUUCCACUGUGGAAAGCCAAUGAGACAGCCACAUGAACAAAUGUACAAUUCUCAGAAUAAAAGGCUUUUUUGAUUCAAUCGGUGUGCUGCUUUCCAAGACUGAGAGUGCUCCUAAGCAAAACGUUUCCUCACAGGCUAAAAGGAAUUGCUAACAUAAAGACU